GCCGUGUCCUAUCCGCUCUGGCACCUGAAGACUCGCGAGCAGGUACUGGGAGGCAGCGCUGCCUUCCACUUCCGUGAGCUCCGCAGCCACCACGGGCUGACCGGCCUCUAUCGGGGAGCUGUUUUCGGAACGAUUGGCCUCCUGCCCGCCUUCUGCUGCUGGGUGGUGGCUUACGAGUGGUCCAAGUGGCACACCUCCCGGCUCCUGUCUCCCAGCGCUGCCCCGGCUCUGGCGGCCGCCGCGGCAGAAUGUUGCUGGCUGGCGCUGUCCAUGCCCAUCGAAAAUGUCGCGGUACGAAUACAGUGCCGAAAUGCUGCAGCGCCGCUCUGUCGAAACGGCGCUUCGCUGCGCGAAAUGCAGCUGCUGCUGCGGGAAGGGGGCCCCGCACGCUUCUGGAAUGGAGGACUGUUAGGCCUCGCAUCUUCGCUGCCUCACUCGGCCGCAUGGUGGCUGGUGUACGAAAAUUCGAAGUCGUUUCUCCUGGCGAGCAAAGCUUUCGACCAGGUCAGUCCGGAAGUGAAGCAAGGUGUGGCAGCUGCGGGUUGCGGGGUGGCGGCCGUCGUGGCCUCCUGCGCCACGACGCUUCUGCUUAACCCGCUGGAUGUGGUAAAAUCCCAAGUCCAGGCGGCUUCGUGCAAGGAAAAGGUUUCCCUGCUCGACUACUUUGGCGGACAGUCGCUCCGGCAGCUUUUUUUCCGGGGACUUGGUCCGAGGUUGAUUUUGGCAGCUGCGCACGGCUGUUCGGACUGCUUCACAUACGAGGCCACGAUGCACUUCGGGAAGAGCAUGCAAUGA
This is a messenger RNA of Symbiodinium sp. CCMP2456, 795 nucleotides long. The record is from the annotation of a GenBank genome assembly. NCBI's taxonomy places the organism in Eukaryota, Dinophyceae, Suessiales, Symbiodiniaceae.